UGUAACUCAGUCUCCCCGCCAUGGCCUCCGCAGCGCGAUCUCUGAGCCGGUCGGCUCUCUUCCUGGCCCGGAGAGGGUCCCCACGAACGAAUGGAGUGUUUCCGCCUGCAAUUUCAAUUCCCUGCCGUACCUUUUCGGCGUCGUCGUUCAACCUUUUGCCGGAAGAUCCCCCGGUUCGCCCUCCUCCCAGAGACCCCCGACCGGAAGAUCUACCCCCAAUGCCAGAGUAUUCUCCGGAUCUGCUUAGCAAAGACGAGCGCUCCAUGUACGAUAUGCUGUCUCCGCAGGAGAGAGCGCUUUUCGACGAACAAAACCGCAGAAUCGUGGAGAAUUUCAAUGAUCCGGCUAAGCGGGCGGCAAUAUUUUCGGACAUCGACAAGAAAGUCGCUCAGAUAGAGAGGGAGGAGCCCAUGAGGUUUGAGGAUGUCCGGGACCGGUCCCGUGGGUUCUGGUCGGAAGAGGAAGAUGACGAGUUCGCCCUCGUCGAGGAUGGCGACGAAGAGUUUAACGACGAUGAAAUCACCUCCAUGGCUCAUGCUGAACUUGAAUUGCAUCGCGAAAUGCGAGAAUACGCUAGAAUUGCUGCAUGGGAUAUGCCAUUGUUAAACAAUCUUGCAAAACCAUUUACACUCCCCCCUGAAACACAUAUUCUCCGCUUUAGAUACACCACAUAUCUGGGCGAGCAGCAUCCCGCAGAGCCCAAGGUCGUUGUGGAACUUACUUCCAAAGAUCUUACCCCCAAGCACCUCUCUGAAGCCCAGCGUCAGACCUUUCUCAAGCUAGUCGGCCCACGCUAUAACCCGGACACAGAUAUUGUACGAAUGUCGUGCGAGAAAUUCCCGAACCGCGCCCAGAACAAGCGGUAUCUGGCUGAUCUCGUAAAUACAUUGAUCAAAGAGGCCAAAGAAGGCGACUCGUUCGCCGACGUCCCGCUCGACCUCCGCCAUCACAAACCCAAACCUAAGCUUCGUUUCCCUGAAUCUUGGAAUAUGACUGAGGAACGAAAGAAAGAACUGGAAACCAAGCGAGUUGCAAAACAAAUCCGUGCGCAAGAGCGGCCGGCAAUCAUCGAUGGCAAUGCCAUUAUUGCAGAGGCUGCCAAAACUCUGCCGGCCUUAAAUCCUGCUUUAAGGCAACCUACUGAAGAACGUGUUCCUGUUCGUGUCGGGAAGAAUAAAGCCCCGAAGAAGUUGGAGAGGAGGUGAUACGGUUUGCGAGUAGCGUGGGGAGACCGGCUCGUUCAAAUAGAUAGAUUCUAAUUUCUUUCGAGGCGGACUGUAUUAUAUGGUCUCUUUCUUGUCAUGUCCUGUCUUAUAUUCUGGUAUCUAAAAUUAUACGAAGUCAGCCUUUCCUAUCUUCUGAACACCUCGAUGGAUAGGCCCG
Messenger RNA from Monascus purpureus, 1383 nucleotides. NCBI's taxonomy places the organism in Eukaryota, Fungi, Ascomycota, Eurotiomycetes, Eurotiales, Aspergillaceae. The record is from the annotation of a GenBank genome assembly.